AUGCCCAACAAUAUGAAGACUCGAAUUACAGGUGCUCUCUUCCUUGGAGCCAUUUUCGCCAUUGUUGGACUUAGAGCCAUUAAUGGCUCUCAAGCAAGAAUUUUACCAGAUAGCUUUCGACUCAAAGUAGCAAUAAUAGCUGCUUAUGGAAGGAGUUACAGCCCACCACCUCCAUCUCCGAUCCCUUCACCAAGUUCCAAGGAACUUAACAGCAAUUACGAGAAGUAUUCGUCUCCGCCACCACAAUCUCCAAAAAUCGAUCCACCAAUCGGUCAAGUAACCAUUAGUAAUGGACGGACCACGCCAUCACCUCCACCCCCGAAGCCUGCUUCACCAAAAGGCGAGCUUGAGAUUGGUUCUCCAUGCACUGAUGGGACUCCAUGCAACGAUGGCCACAUUUCGAUGAUAACAAAUUUUGAAAGGCCUUUACCAAGUUCAAAUCCACCUCCAGACCCAGCGACUCCUAUAAUUCAAAUAACCUUUGAUCCUGAGCUGAAAGUGCGUGCAAGAUCACCACUAGGACCUGAGGGGAUUUUGAAGGAGCUCUUUUCCUCUGGCAGAAUCAAAGAUGCCUUUGCUCUCUGUCAAUGGGGAAAUAAUAUCUCUGCAGAAACAAAGUCUAAGGUUAUAAUAUCCACUAAAUUCAUCAUUGCAAAUUCACUUCAUUUGCAAAUCUUCUUGUGUUUUUCAGAACGAGGUGAAGAACGAGUGGACUACAUUCCUGGAAUUCCUCCAACGCGUUUAGUUGAUUUUCCAAAUAUAUUUCAUGGAAAUGGUCCACAAAUCUUGCCCCGAUCUCUAAAGGCUGUUUCACUGGUGUCGAAAGCUCAGUAUCUUCUAUUCACUUCUUUCUACGAUCUUGAAGCCCAAGUAAUCAGCGCUUUAAAACCCAAGUUUCCUUUUCCUGUAUACCCUAUUGGCCCUAGCAUACCCUAUUUCAAAAUCAAAGACACCUCUUCAGUUAUUGGCAGUCAUCACGAUGUGCCGGGCUACAUUGAAUGGCUAAAUUCCCAACCUGAAGGCUCCGUGCUAUUCGUUUCAAUGGGAAGUUUCCUUUCAGUAUCAAGUUCCCGAAUGGAUGAAAUUGUUGCCGGGGUUCAUGAUAGCGGUGUUCGAUUCUUGUGGGUGUCCCGAGGGGAAACAACUCCUUUCAAAGAUGGUGAUGGUAAUAUGGGGCUAGUUGUGCCAUGGUGCGACCAAUUAAGGGUGUUGUGCCAUUCUGCUGUUGGAGGUUUUUGGACACAUUGUGGGUGGAAUUCCUCUCUUGAAGCUGUUUUUGCUGGAGUUCCAAUGCUUGCUUCUCCUAUAUUUUGGGAUCAAAUUACAAACAGAAAAUUAAUUGUCGAAGACUGGCAGAUAGGAUGGAGAGUGAAGGGGGAGGUGGGAAGUGAAAUUUUGGUGACACGAGAAGAAAUUUCAAAGCUCGUGAAAAGUUUUAUGGAUGCAGAGAACAUUGAGGUGAAAGCAAUGCGGAAGAGAGCUAAAGAACUUCAAGAGACUUGUCGUGGAGCUAUUGCGAAGGGGGGAUCAUCUGACGCUAAUCUUGAAUCUUUCAUAAGGGAUAUUUCACAAGGCCAGGCCAAGUGAGCUGGUUGAUUAUGAAUUAAAGUAGUCUUCAAUCUUCAUCCUUGAAUAAUGCAUUAAUUUUCUAGCUAAUUUAAGACCUACGACCAUGCAUUUUUGGAAAUGAAUGUGAAAUGCAUUUUUGAAAAUGGAUGUGAAUUUGUAGCUUUCUUAACGAAAUUUGCAUAAUAACAGAGUAUUUGAGUAGACUCUACUACUUAUUUUA
Populus euphratica (Euphrates poplar) is the source of this 1789-nucleotide messenger RNA. RefSeq names its product UDP-glycosyltransferase 87A1-like. The record is from RefSeq and is a predicted model, not a curated record. NCBI's taxonomy places the organism in Eukaryota, Viridiplantae, Streptophyta, Magnoliopsida, Malpighiales, Salicaceae. The coding region runs from base 1 to 1587 and encodes 528 amino acids. Gene Ontology annotation, molecular function: UDP-glycosyltransferase activity. The transcript has 5 exons.